This is a messenger RNA of Striga hermonthica, 831 nucleotides long. NCBI's taxonomy places the organism in Eukaryota, Viridiplantae, Streptophyta, Magnoliopsida, Lamiales, Orobanchaceae. The record is from the annotation of a GenBank genome assembly.
AUGGCUGAUGUUGUAUUAUGCUUAGGAACAAGUUUGCAAAUUACCCCUGCAUGCAAUUUGCCUCUAAAAUGUCUCAAGGGUGGUGGAAAGAUUGUAAUUGUAAAUCUCCAGAAAACUCCAAAGGACAAGAAAGCAAGCUUGGUGAUUCAUGGCCGUGUAGAUAAGGUGAUCACAGGAGUAAUGAACAUGCUCAAUAUGCGUAUACCUCCUUUUGUUAGGAUUGAUCUGCUCCAAAUCAUUAUAACGCAGGCUUUGAGUCUAGAUAAAAAGUAUGUCAACUGGGCCCUCAGAAUAGCAAGUGUUCAUGCAAAGCAAGCACCUUUACCGUUUGUUAAAUCUGUUGAGGUGUCCUUCUCCGAGAGUUUAAACAUGAAAGGAGCAGUCUUAGAUGACCAGCCUUUUCAGCUGAAAAGGAGGACUAUAAAGAGCGCAAAACCUUUUGAUAUUCUCUUGAAACUGAACUUGAGCGCCGGUUGCACGUGUUCGUACACUAAUAUCAAUAUCCCAGUUGACUUUGAGAUUUCAACAGACUGUCUAAUAGAAGAUAAGGACUCCAUCAUUCAGGACCUGAAAGAACGAGCGAUGAAGGAGCCAUACUAUGGACGGACAGCGGUGGUCGAAAAAUGGGCUGUUUUAGUCCCCAAAAGUGAAGUUUCAGUCCAUGCAAUUGUGACAAAUGUUAUUGAAUACGAAACUCCUUCCGAAUUUAAAGCACCCCCACCUAGUAACGGCCCACUUAAGAGGCAACAUGAAGGUCUCUUAGAUGCCGGGAUUUCUUGGAUGCGAACAAAGGCACGAAAGCGUGUUACCCGACACAGAAGGUUCGCCUGA